Trichoplusia ni (cabbage looper) is the source of this 2621-nucleotide messenger RNA. RefSeq lists its product as uncharacterized. NCBI's taxonomy places the organism in Eukaryota, Metazoa, Arthropoda, Insecta, Lepidoptera, Noctuidae. The coding region runs from base 175 to 636 and encodes 153 amino acids. The transcript is spliced from 4 exons. The record is from RefSeq and is a predicted model, not a curated record.
UCCGUCUGAUUUUAUUUUGACAAUUUGACAUUUCAUCGAUUCGAGUUGCAGGUCAGACGAGCGCGUAAAUUCGGAAAACUCAAAUUUAUAAUAUCGAUUUUCAAAUAACUUUUGCAUAUUUUUACGAAAUAAAUGCGCUAAGAAUAUUUAAUUUAAGUGUAGUUGUGCGUCUCGAUGUCCAAACAGUCUAAAACAAUGCCGAUGUUAGACUUAAAAAUGUAUGUGAGAGUUGUAGCUGCCGUGUUUUCUAUCUCCUCAGCAACAGCAUUUGUGCUGGCACUGGUGCGUCUUCUGAACCCGGAGCUGUUUUACCUAGAUCCUUUAGAAGGAAGUGAUAUAGGUAAUUCAAUAGGUAUCCACUACUUCAUUUCGGGUCUGAUGAUAGUGACGAGCGGUAUUGGCUUCCUAAACAGCUGCGUGGUGAUGAACCGAAGCGCGAGUCACAAUACUGGCCGCAAUAUCACCACCUGGCUGCUGCUGGACUCGCUCUUCGAGACCACGAGGGUCAUAUACGUGUUCGUCUGCGAGAUCGUGUUGAAAGGGAAAGGACCGAUGCAGUUGUACGAGCUGUUGAUCAGUGCUGCACAGUACCUGCUCGACAGCUUUCUCUACUGUCAGAUGAUACUCCGGCACUAGUAUACGGCGAAUAUUUGUAUGAUUAGUCGUAAUACAUAGUCGCCGUCCAUAGGACGCUCGUCCGCCAUACAGGCUGAUCAUGUAGCGUGCGUUAUUUACUAUUGUACAACAAUUUAUGAUAAUCUUGUGAAAAGAUUAAAAUGCAUUUAAAAGGGAAAGAUGUCUUCCCCUUGUGUUAUGAAAACGAUUGUUUUUGUUUGUGUAUUUUAUCAGUCAGCUUUGGCUGGAUACGAUUUAAGUAUUUAGAUCACGAAAUAUGCGUUAGAUUACCUCUACUUUUUCAUUCAUAUAAUGCGGUUCGCACUUUACUUCAAUAUCCAGGCAAUGCUGACGUAUAGGACUUCGUCCACACAACUGUAUUAUAGGGAAAUGAUCAUUCCACUGUAGCUGUGAUCGUCUAUGUAACGAAUUACAAUUUUUUAAAGCUGUGUAUUAAUUUAUUCACGUAGGUAAAAUCCUCGAGCUAACUAAAAGUUUAAGUGUUACAUUUUCUAUUGUGUGUCAUUCGUAGUGUGAGAGUGUAUACUUACACUGAACACUAUCUUACCAUACAGGACCACCGCCGCUUUUGGAGCCCCAUUAGGCUUCAAAUGUGUUGCGGGCUAGCUUGGUUUCGGGAAUAACAAACUGACGUGUUCUGUAAAACAGUACAUUAUUUAAUCUGCUACUAUCUAUAAAUAGUCCGUUCAUUGCUUCUUCUAUUAAGCUAAACAGUUUUAAUUUGAUCUCAGUUUAAAUGAUCCUUGCCACACGCAAACAAUAUACCGGAGACAAUAAUCUUCACAUAACAUUAUAUGUAUAGAUACUAUCAUGAAACGUAAGUCUUUGCCUUGUCUGUAUAGGUACCAUUGUAACUAGAUGCUCUAAGGAGAUUAGAUAUAAGUUUGAAGAGCAAACUAGUAUUAUCUAAUUUAAGUCUAGAACUUAGAUCAUAGAUAUUAAUAGUCAGGCGUGGAUCGGGGAGUAAGUAAAAAUGUUAACAAUACUUGUAAUACUCAUUUGCUGUAAUGUAAACUUGGUUGUUAUACUUGUUAUGUCUGCUUCGCCAUUGUAACAUGGAGAGCGCGUGAUGAAUGUCUGUAGUCGUUAAAACAAAACUUUUAGUCGAAAACCUAAUUAGAAAAUGAACUGUGAUCCUGUAAUUUUGUAGGCAUGUUCAUUAUGUCAAAUAGAUUUAUGUAAGUUAACUAAACACUGCAAAUAUGUAAAUCAUUAUCGAACUAGAUAGAUUGGUCAGAGUGUAUUAGAUGUACAGUAUGAAGUAAUUUUUAACCGAUUUUGUAUUCCUUGGAUAGUGUCGUGUAAAUGCGAAUAAAUGUAACUAUUUAUAGAUUUAAUUUAAUAGACAAAUAUCGAGCUGACUUCCUACGUCAUCAUGUAUGAUAACAUUCAUGGUGAUAAUCAGGUUUUCAUUUGUUGUUCCUAAUUUAACGUUAAUAUCGUCGUCACGAAGAACUGUAUGUUAGUUGGGAUUUAUCAUAACAUACACAAGCUGCCUAUUUUUAUUAGAUUUAGCUGUACUGCCCUUCAUGUUGGUGAUUGUAAAGUAAGCAAUAAAACAGUUAUAGUAGGUAUGAACCUGUAGAUCCACGUCUGCCUGCAAUGUUAUCCUCCCACCGUAAAUUAAUCAUAAUUAUCUAUACUCCUGCACUGAUAUCCUCAAGUAUUAUUUUUCUAGUAAAUAAAUAAACUAUUUAUUUUAUUAAGUUCGUAAAUCUUUUUAUCUGUGAUUUUUGGUUGUUAGUUUUAGUUUGGUUACUCAAAAAUGUUUUUAAAGUUUUAUUAAAGUUAUAAAUCAAAAGAAUCUAAAAUGCUAGUCAGUUAUUAAAAUGCGACACUUGAUUGGAGAAUUGAACAAAAAGUGUAUUGAAGAAUUUUGUUUGUAAAAUAUAAAUUACGUAAAGAUAUGAAUUGUAAAGGAUGCAGAGUCUUGACCGAUUGUAACUUCGUUGAACGAGAAAUAAAAUAAAGUUUUUUAUAAUGAA